Dipodomys spectabilis (banner-tailed kangaroo rat) is the source of this 1653-nucleotide messenger RNA. RefSeq names its product basic proline-rich protein-like. NCBI's taxonomy places the organism in Eukaryota, Metazoa, Chordata, Mammalia, Rodentia, Heteromyidae. The coding region runs from base 1 to 1653 and encodes 550 amino acids. The record is from RefSeq and is a predicted model, not a curated record. The transcript has 2 exons.
AUGAUUACUGCUGUUGUUGUUGUUGUCAGCCACUUCGGGAAACCGGAAGGGGCCUCCACCGCGUGCCCGCGCCUCCGCGAUCCCGAAGCCGCGGGGGUUCGGGAUGGAGGCGGAGCCCGUCGGGGGCCGUCGGGGGUCGGGGCGCGGGGCGGGCGGGCGGGCGGGCGCGGGGCUCCGGCCUCGGCCCCGGCCGCCGUGACCUUGGCCGCCCCGUCCCGCCCCGCGCGGCCGGGCCGGGCCCCGCUGGACCUGGCCCCGCGGCGGGCCGGAGGCCUGGUAAACACCGGAGGGAUGGGCCGCGCUCCUUCCGGGCGGGGGCGAGACACUGCCUCCACCCCGGGGCCGGGCGCGCCGCCAGGGCCUCGGCCCGGCCGGACCGCGGGGCCGCCCCGCUCGGCCCCGCCCCGCUCGGCCCCGCCCCUCGCCCCGGCCCCGCCCCGCUCGGCCUCGCCUGGCCCCGCCCCUCGGCCCGGCCCCGCCCACCAGCCCGUGACUGAAGGGCGGAGGGGCGUGUCUGGCGGCGUGACGUCACCGCGCCGGCCGCCGCCGGGAUUUUCGCUGACGCGCAGGCCCCGCCCCGGCCCCGCCCCCUCCGCCCUGGGCACGGGAGCGGGAGGGCGGGCCCGCGUCAGUCGGCCGGAUCCGCGGAGAGGGGUGCACCUCGCGAGGGGUUCGCUCGCUGCCGGGAGCCGCGCUGCUUUCCCCCCGCCCCCGCCCCGGUGGUGGCCGGAGCCCACGGACGACGCCUUCGGCCGGCUUCCUCGACGCCCGGGCCCCGCGGCGCCGCGCCCGCUCUCCGGCCCGCUUCCUCGGCCCGUCCCGCCGCCGGCGGAGACGCCAAGCGACGGCCGGCGAACGCCUGCGAGAGCGUUAGCCGCCGCGGCCCCGGGUCCGGCCUCCUCCGCCGCCGCCUCCUGGGCUCCCCGCCCUCCUCCCCGCCCCGCGUCCCUCCGCCCCUUCCCCAGCCCCGGCGUGUCCCGGCCGCGCUCGGCGCCGCUGCUGGAACAAAGGAGGACCCCGCGGCGGCGGCGGCGGCGGCGGCGGCAGCAGCUCCGUGCGGCCUGCAGCGGCCGCGGCCCCGGGGCGCCCGGCUCCUGCCUUCCUGGAGGCCUCAGGCCCGGCCCCACCGCCCCGACGUCCGGCGCGCGCGCCAGCUCGGCGUCUGCAUCCGGGCAUUUCGCGCAGGGUGAGUGGUGCGGGGCUGGGGCCGGGCGUGAGGGCCUCGGGCCUCCCCGCACGGGGCCGCGAAUGGCGGCGUCGGAGGAGAAGGGAGGGAGGGAGGGAGCCCGGCCUCCGUCUUUGUGUCCGGAGGCGUCCUCCCGCUCGCGGGCCGCGGCCCCCCCCCCCCCCGCCCCGGGCCCGCACGGCCGGGGAACAAUGCCCGGCGCGCAGCCUCGGCGGGGCCGGGCUCCGGGGGCUCGCGUCCGUCUCCCCCCGCCCCGAGACGAUGGCGCUCGGCGUGGGCAGCCGGGCUCGGAGAAAACAAAGGCGGCGGCGGAGGUGGCGGCUGCGCCCCCCCCCGCUCCCCCCCGCCCCGCUCCGCUCCCCCGCGGGGCCGCGCUCGCCGCCCCGGCCUCCCCGGCCCGGCCGGAGCCGCCGGCGGCCGUGACUCAGUGGUUUUGGGGGAAGGCCCCGUCGGGCUUCCCGGCGUGA